AUGCUUACCCCGGGAAUUGAACACACGACACAAGCGAAACAGCCUACGUGUCCGCAUUCUAUCAUCGAGUAUGUUUUCUUUCUUGGGUUCAUUUUGCUUCAUGUUGCUGAUGUUACCGCUGUUAGCAGUCCGACAUCGUCCAGUUUUUCUCUCUUUUCCGUGCAGUCAUCUGCUGAUCUCAAUUCUCGCUUCGCGCUCACGUUUUCAUUCUUUCACUCGCAAUUUCACAACGCCACUCGAUUCCGAAAUCCUUUAAAUAUAUUUAAUUUAUCUUUCUUUCUUUCUUUCUUUCUUUCUUUCUUUCUUUCUUUCUUUUGCUUUCAUUCAUUCAUUCUAAACCCUUUAUCUCUCCCUAACUCACGCUCUCUCUCUCUCUCUCUCUCUCUCUCUCUCUCUCUCUCUCUCUGUCUAUCUUUCUCUCGAUACGUUGUUAACGCCUUUUGGUCCGUACCUGUUUUUACCUGGCUGAAUGUAACUUUACCUUUUUCCCGAUUACCUAAACGGAUCGCUUUCUUUGAAUAUAAAUCAUUUUAUUACUAA
Molecule: messenger RNA, 540 nt
Organism: Acanthosepion pharaonis
Lineage: Eukaryota; Metazoa; Mollusca; Cephalopoda; Sepiida; Sepiidae
Source: the annotation of a GenBank genome assembly